CACGUCAGGGUGUGGCAUUCCAGACAUUAUUGCCCAUUCUCUACCUCUGGUAAAAAUCUCUGCCAAAAGAUCCAAAGACAAGUGACGGAGUAUCUGCUAGCUUCCAUGAACUGCCCCUUCCAUUUCCCCUCUGUUUACCAUCCCGGUAACCAGCCAGAACGCCGGCGGUUCUAUGUCUUCCACCGCCGUCACAACAACAAGCCUCCACCCUAUCGUUUCUCUCCAUCAUCUCCCCGUCGUCGCCACCACCGCCGUCGCCUCCUCCAUAAAUUCUUUCCCGAUUACUCAACCGGACUCGGCCCCUCCUCUUCGCCGUCCGGUAAAAGCCUCAAGUUAACCCCGGCAGUCCUCAGCGUACCUACCCGGCCCCUCCACCGCUUCAGGGAUGUUAUUGAGUCCAAGCUCGGCGAAUUCCUUGGCUCUGGCCGCAAGGCGGUGGAGGACCUGCAGACUCUUGUUCUGGUUGAUGAUUGGACCGGGGAGGUGGUGGUAUCCUGCAGCAGGUCCACGGUUCAAUUCCUAGGCACUAUAUUCCUUUCCAGUAUCAUUAUUCAUUUCACUAUUAGGGGUUUAAGUAAAUUAGUAGCUUUAGGGUUUCGAAAAAAUCACUCAGCAGGCAAUGUCCAAUUGGUGUACAAAAGGGAUCGGAGUCUAUCUGGAAGAGAAGUCUUGGUUGCAAAGAGGGAGGGAACUGAUGUUAGGACUUACACCAAUAGAGUUAACAUGCUUCGGAGUAUUGAUGCCGAGGGCAAUGAAAUAUUGGGUUCUUUAGACCAGGUUAGAGGUAAGAGGUCAUCUAAAAGAAGUAGUUCUGUGACAAGAUUGCCCAAAUGGUGGCCGGCCAUCACUGAUUCCUGCCAAGGACCGAUGGAGUAUCAGGAGGAGAAUCAGAGAAUUGCCAAUAAAUUGGUUCAAGCCAUAUUGGACAAUAGAAUGAGCGGAAGGGAUGUUUUGGAGAAUGAUAUUAUUCAAUUACGACAAAUAUGCAAAGCAUCUAAAGUGAGGGUCUCUUUUUCCACUGAACAUGCUCGAGAUUCUCUCUAUCGUACAUCUGUUGAUUAUGUUCUGAACUUCUGUGAAAGUACAGUGAAUCAACUGGGACCUAUUCACAUUAAUGGUGAAGAUGUGCAGAAGUUCAUUGCAGGACUUGCAGAUAAUAUUGACAUUGAGAACACUAGAGCUGCAAGAAUGGUAUCUGCGGCUGUUGCUGCACGUACUAGGUCCAGGCUUUUGCAGGCAUGGGCCCUUGAAAUGCAGAGCAAACAUGUAGGAGCUGUUGAUGAACUUAGAAAAAUAUGUUUCAUUCACAAGAUAUUCCCCCCUGAGGAGUGCUCGGCUGAGAUGGAAAUGGUUGGUCGAGGCCUUCAAAAGCACUUAAAUGUAGACCAAAGGAAAUUUCUAAUGAACACGUUCCGAGGAAUUUGUGGUGAAAAUUCUGAUAGAGGUGUGGCCGAAGCUCUGGGUCUCCUCUCUCUGGAUGAUGCUGUUUCUCAACAAGUAGCCAAUGAUUCCAUAGAUGAUUGUACAUAACUUCAUUUCAAAUGUGAUAUGCAUUUUGAUUUUAGUACUUUUGUUGCUGAUACAAUUUAAUAAUAACCGGUUUUAUUGAACUAUGAGAAUUACGUCAGUAUUUAUAAAGAAUAAAUGGAGAAUCUUAAU
Molecule: messenger RNA, 1659 nt
Organism: Cuscuta campestris
Lineage: Eukaryota; Viridiplantae; Streptophyta; Magnoliopsida; Solanales; Convolvulaceae
Source: the annotation of a GenBank genome assembly